Molecule: messenger RNA, 1326 nt
Organism: Phytophthora nicotianae INRA-310
Lineage: Eukaryota; Oomycota; Peronosporomycetes; Peronosporales; Peronosporaceae
Exons: 7
Coding region: 1-1203 (400 amino acids)
Source: RefSeq, a predicted model, not a curated record
AUGAACCAGACGCCGCCGGACCCGCACGCACCGGAAUCGGAGACAACACGACAAGGGAGGACGUUGAUUCGGCUGUUGUUUCGAUCGAGUAAGGAGGAUGAGAAAAAUAACAAUGGUAAGAUGAAAGAACAAGACAAUCGAGCUGAAGAUGCCGCGUCCUUGAAGCAGGCUACCCACACGCAACUUAACAGUGAUCAGCCUCCUCCGGUACCUGCAACGACAAGUAAAUUUGCUUCGCUAAAGCGCAAGUUGUUUCCAUCUCAAAACCGACGAUAUCCUCGACAAGUGCCACCACUUAUCAGUCCAAUCACCGCAUCAGUGAAGCCUCCUCUUCCACCACUCGGAGAAAAUCUGAAGCCUCUUAGCUACAACUCGACAUCUAGAAACGACGACGAAAACAGUGAUCAAAACCAAGCGAAUGAGGGGUUGUUCAGCUUAGCUCUUUUCAAAGAUAAUCAGAUGUCAACGUAUCUGGAGUCGGAUGGCCAAGAAGAUACCCCUGAAAGCGACUUCUCUCUAGCAGAGGUUGACAAUAAUUGGGCGAUAACAUGCAGGAGAACGCUUAUAGACGACGAUGAUGACAGAGAUCUGGAAAGCGCAGUGGAGGCCCUCGAUCUCGAGAGCUCGAAUCCCGACAAGACGUUGGAAGAGAUGAGUAAAGCUAUCGAUGACCUACGAGAGUGGAAACAAGCCCACCAGCAGAAAACACAGGAAGCUUUGGAUGUGUUGCAAGCUGAACAAGAACUCCAACAUUCUGUUAAAUCAUCACGAAACUCAAUUGAAAGCGAAGAUUUUCUAAGAGUACAACUUCAACUCAAGAUGCAGCAACAACAGCGGGAUCGCGAGGCGCAAGCACUCGAACUCCGAAAAGAAGUCGAGGCGUUCCAAGUCGAGUGUAACGUCUUCAAGACUACACUUGACGAAUCCGAAGCCACCCGAGUGGAACAGGCUCUGCAAAACUGUACCGACUCCAAAAACAUGGCCCUCUCAAGACUGCGCGACGAACUCUUCCAGCUCGACGUGAAGCAGCGUCAAGAGGCACUGUUGCAGGAGCUGCAAGGCACCGAUAACGCUCUAGACAUGAACAUCGUGAAUGUCCAGGCUUUUACGGGUGAACUGGAUGCCAUCUUGGCGCAGUUUGACGGCGAUGGCGUUAACGGCAAGCUGAGUGCGAUGGCUGAAGAUGAAGGUCUGACAAUCUGAUUAAUUACCCCUUUCAAUGUGAUGAAGAUCAUAUCAUUACGGGGUAUCUAUUCGUAAAGGCAGAAAAUUUACAAAAAGGUUGAGUUAGCAUCAUCAACAACUUACAAAUAUUUAAUAUCGCAG